CUUACAUAUAAUUAAUCAGACAAAUAAUUUAAAUUAUUACAAUGGCUGAGAUAACCGAACCUUCGGAGUCUGAUCUUCACAUGGUGAUGAGUCUUGCUAGGCAAGUGACUGCUGGUCAGCCAAGCGGACAAGGCCGAGCCAAACGAACUAAAUCUAGUGCUACUUACUUGGCCCUGCAAGAAUCCUACAAAGAAAAGUUGCAAAAAUUUAAAGAUGCUAGAAGUGCUAGAUAUCAGGAGAUGCAACUACCCCAUCGACACAUAUGCGAUAUGAUAGCUAUUUACUUGGGUAUAGAGCCCAACGAAGUACUAGAGUUCAUCAUAGACCACCCGAAACCACUUGAUUGUCUUAAUAGCUUCCUUGGCAAAGACGGGCCUAGGGUUAUUUUAUUUUACUAUCAAAGUGGAAUGCGUUUCGACAUGCAGAACUAUUAUUUGAAAAGUGGAAGAGGACCAGCUCCCGCUACUGCACCAGUUGAUUUUUAUCGUCUAUAUGUGACAGAUGGUACAUUUAUGGGAGCUAAAGGGAAGGCCUAUGCAGUAUUUAAAACAAAGAAUAUAAAUCUCGAUAUGAAAAAUAUAAAUGACGAAGUGUUUUUCGUUGAUUUUGAUACAGAACUAGGGGAAGUUAGUUUUGCUGUUCUCGCGUACGAUGUUUUGGCAGAAUUAAUUAAGCCGGUGGUAACGUAUUGGACUAAUUGGGGAGACCUACCAAAGACGGAAAUUGGACGAAUGCAAAAACUUAAUUUCGAUGGUGAUUUUGAAGCGUUUGUCUUAUACCUUGACCGCAUUAAAGAAGAUCUAAGUGGUAUAGUGACUUUUAAAUACGAUCCUGAAAUACUAGAACAAAUCGAUGGCGAGGAAAAACGAGAAAGGGCUUAUUUUAAUAAACCAUUGAUUGGACAAUCUGAAUUAACUGUUCGAGUUUGGUCGAAACUUAUAGAAAAGUGCCUGGUUCAGUUUCGGCAACUGCGAAGAGAAAAUGAAUUUGUUGGACCUGUGGUUGAAAUUGAGUACUGGCGGAGACAACUCACUCGAUUUACAUCAGUAACAGAGUUUUUGGAAACCGAGGACUGUGCAGUGUUUAUUGACUUCAUUAAAUUUAUUAACAAUAGACCUGUUAUAAAGAUAUGGAGAAAACACGUCGAUGCUGUCUACGAAACAAGAAACGAAAGCUCCGACAACGUUAAAUAUCUCCACUCGAUGGAAAAAUUCUGGGAACCAUUAUAUAGACUAGAUCCCCCCGAUCUGCAACAGCACAUACCACCCCUCCUAAACGCAAUACGUAUGGUGUUCACUACAUCGAAGUUUUAUAACAGUACAGGAAAUGUAACCGCCAUUUUAGUAAAAAUAUCCAAUCAACUCAUCAAAAGGUGUCGAAUUUAUUUGAACUGUAACGAAACGAAAACUAUCUGGAGGCAACCCAAACAGAUUGUUCUAGACAAGAUUAAAACAUGCUUAGAUUUGUACCUAAGGUACUACCAAUGUUAUAAGCACACUGAAAAGAUAAUGGAAGAAAACAACGAAAAACCUUUCGGCUGUUCUGAAAUGUAUAUUUUUGGUAAAUUUGAAUCUUUUAAAAGAAGAAUGGAACAAAUUGUCUUUGUUCUAAGAACAACCACCAAGUAUUCAAUUCUGCAAAGUAGCACGAUAGAAGGAAUAGAUGAAUUUGCUAAAAGGUUUAUUGAUUUUCAUCAUAAAAUUUCGGUGCAAAAAUACGAUGCACUAAAUCAUCGCCUUCCCCAUUUUGAGGAAGACUACAAAGAAUUUAGACAAAAUGUUGUCGACACCGAAUGGGAACUGGAAGAAUUUGUUGGAGCAUCCUUAGCUAAGAUGACUGAUGUGGACAAUGUUCUUCGUUUGUUACAUAGGUUUGAGAAAUUGAAUCUGGAAUGUCUUCACCUAGAAGAACGAUACCUAGAGGCUAUGAUAAUGUACCAAGGUGAGUUGGAGUUUCUGAGAGACAAAUACAACGAAGAAAGACAAAAUCCACUAUUACCGAGGAACAUGCCACCGGUCAGCGGCAGAAUAAUGUGGAUCAGGCAGUUUUAUAGCAGGAUUGAGGAACCUAUGAAUAUUUUUCGAACUAAAGAACGGGUGAUGAGGCACAGAAAAGUCCAAAAAUGUAUUCAGCUUUUCAAUGCUCUCUCUAUGGUUUUCGUCCACUACGAAAACAUUUACCAUGAAGCAUGGUACACAUUCGCGGGACAAGUACGCAACUGUCUUUUAGUACCUCUCAUAGUUAGGCAUCCAAAAACAAAGAGGUACCAAGUGAAUUAUGACAAUUACAUUACUGAAGUUAUCAGAGAAGCGGAGUACACCUAUAAACUUGGUUUGCCCGUUCCAGAUGUGGGUCAAGUAUUAGUGUUUUGCAAAGAAAAAAUUCUUAACUCAUUUGAAGUGGUUAAAUCGCUGAUCCAGAAGAAUGAUCAAAUUAGAAAUAAUAUUCCACUACUCUUUUUACCGAUGAUGAGACCACAUUUACUUCGAAUGGAAGACGCUUUUAGGCCAGGAUUUUCGACUAUAACUUGGACGUCCAUGAGAAUUCCAGAAUUUUGCGACAAAGUUCAAAAAGUUUUAGACGAUGUUGAAAUAUUCCUAAAAGAAGUUAAGGAUAUGAAAGAAGCCAGAGUUGAUGAAGUUCUGGACACUAUAGCUCAAACUAACUUGGCAUAUUUACCACCAGAUGCUAUAAGUCCUGAGGAAUAUUUACAAGAAAAUAUAAACCACAGAAAAAAGACCACUAGAGAACUGGAACUAAAGUCAUAUUCGAUAGAACGAUGUGUAAUCGAAUUAAUUAACAAGUUCUUGAAUGCGGUUGAUGAGCCAAGGUUUCAGCAAAAUAAAUACAAUUGGUUGGACACUGAAAGGCUUUACAGAGCAACCGGUUCGGCGACCAAUAUAAUGAUAGGAGAAGACGCAGCCUUUAAAGAGAUUGACAGAAGCGUAACUAAGGAGCUAUCGUCUAUUCAUGAUGACUGCAUGGAUAUGUUUACCUAUUUCAAUAUGAAAUUGGUAGAUGCAUUGAUUAAAUCUACAAAAUAUUCUCUCGAACAAGUUAAAGAGCGAGCUACUAGCUUAGGAGAACUCCGACCUCUGAUGACCACGAGUAUGAUUCUUCAAAUACCAUUUAACACAGUCAAUCCAUCCUUGGAACAAAUCUCUAACUACUUUUCACAAGUCCUUACGGUUGUCUUGGAUACUCACAAGUUUGUGCAGAUGUGGGGCCAAGAAGUUAAAAAGAAAUCUGCGAUGAAAGGUGCAAAAGAUGAAAAGGAAAAGCAGCUCCAGAAAACGAAAAACUAUUAUAAACUAAUCUAUGAAAACAAAGAAGUAACGAGAGUGUAUAUGAGCCUUCAAGGGGUAAUGUAUUUAUUACAACCUGAUAUCGAAAACCUACUUCAAAAAUAUUUGGAGUAUAAGUAUUUAUGGGCAGAAGAUAGAGAUCAGCAGAUACAAGAAUAUUGUAAUGAAAAUCCACUUAUUGUUGAGAUUUCCGAAAAAUUCAAGGAAUACGAUGCCAGAGCGGAUGCUAUUAAACAGCUUCCUGAAAAGCACGACAUAGGUGCCUUACAAGUUUUAAUGGAUCAAUACAAAAUGGCUCUCCUGGUUGAAUCCGAAGCAUGGAAGCAUACCCUGGGCAAAAAGUUAUGUGACAAUUACAGAGAGAAGUUAAAUGCAAUGGUUGACUUUAUUAAAGCCCAAGAAAAAAUAUUAAAUAAACCCAUUAAUGAUUUAGAUGAUUGCAGAAUUGCUAUGGCCUGUCUCGAAGUGAUACGACAGAACUUUAUCGAAAUGGAUAUGGAUCUAGGACUUAUCGAAGAAGCAUUCGCUACAUUUAACAGAUUUCACAUAUAUGUAUCUAAGGAGGAUACAGAGCGAGUUGAAUCUUUGAGAUUUAAUUUUCAAAAUAUGAUCAACCAUUCCAAAACAGUCCAAGAAGACAUCUGUAACGUCCAAGGGCCAUUAUUAGAAGAACUGACCGCCGGUGUUGCCAAAUUUAGAGUCGAAGUCGAACAAUUUGAUAUCGAUUUCGAAGAGAGAGGUCCAAUGAUACCAGGAUUGGCGGCUAGGGAGGCCAGUGAUCGAGUGUUAGCCUUCCAGGAUCGCUUCGAUGAACUAUGGAGGAAAUUCGAAAUGUACAGCAGUGGCGAGAGGCUUUUCGGAUUAGAAGUUAACGAUUACCCGAUUCUUCAUAAGAGGAAGAAGGAAUUUAACUUACUCAAUAAGUUGUACGGAUUAUAUUUGGCGGUUAAUCAUAGUAUUGAUGGGUACUUUGAUAUUCCUUGGAGUGAUGUAGACAUCGAAGUAAUUUUUGCUGAAUUACAAGAUUUUCAAAAUAGGUGCCGAAAACUCCCCAAGGGAAUGAAAGAUUGGCCAGCAUACAUCGAGUUGAAGAAUAAAAUAGAUGACUUUAAUGAAACAUGUCCGUUGCUGGAGAUGAUGGCGAAUAAAGCAAUGAAAGAAAGACACUGGAAACGACUAACGAAUUUAACAGGAUACUUUUUUGACAUUGAAUCGCCUUCUUUUACGCUAAAAAAUGUUAUGGAAGCCCCGCUCUUGAAGUAUAAAGACGACGUUGAAGACAUUUGCAUCAGCGCUGUCAAAGAAAAAGAUAUCGAAGCUAAACUUAAACAAGUUAUUGCUGAUUGGGCAAUUGUAGAGCUGUCCUUUUCAAAUUUUAAAACUAGAGGUGAACUUUUGUUAAAAGGGCAAGAAACUGGAGAAAUCAUAACUAUUCUCGAAGAUAGUUUAAUGAUAAUGAAUUCACUUCUCAGUAACAGAUAUAAUGCUCCUUUCAAAAAAGAUAUCGCUCUUUGGGUACAUAAGUUAGUAGAUACCUCAGAAAUACUAGAAAGGUGGUUGAUUGUACAGAAUUUAUGGGUAUAUCUGGAAGCAGUAUUUGUGGGAGGUGAUAUUGCUCGGCAGUUGCCAGCAGAAGCUAAAAGAUUCAGUAAUAUAGACAAAUCCUGGAUAAAAAUCAUGAUGAGAGCCCAUGAAAUUCCUAAUGCAGUAGAGUGUUGUACUGGAGACGAGACUAUGGGACAACUACUUCCACAUCUUUUGGAGCAGUUGGAAACGUGCCAAAAGAGUCUAACAGGAUACUUAGAAUCAAAGCGAUUGUGCUUCCCAAGGUUUUUCUUUAUAUCAGAUCCAGUUUUACUAGAAAUUUUGGGACAGAGCUCAGAUCCUACUUCUAUACAGGGACAUUUGCUGAGUUUGUUCGAUGCAGUAUGUAGGGUUGAUUUUGAUGAAAAAAAAUCUGAUGAAAUAGUAGCCAUGAACUCUGACCUGGGAGAAAAAAUAUUAUUCGAAAAAACUGUAACAUGCCAGGGAGGUGUCGAAAUUUGGCUGAACCAUCUUCUUAAUGCCGUCAGAGACACCGUCAAAAACGUCUGUGCUAUGCAGGCUCAGUGUUUUAAUGAUCCUGAAUACGACUUCAUAUCUGGAUUCGUUCAUUUUUGUGGACAGGCUGGACUAGUUGGUAUACAAAUAUUGUGGACAAAAGAAUCCGAAAUUGCUAUUAAGAAAGCAAGAGUAGAUAGAAUGGCUAUGAAAAUUACAAAUAAACGAUUUCUCGACCUCUUAAAUGCUCUCAUUGAUCUUACAUCAAAAGAUUUAACAAAAAUGCAAAGAAUAAGAUUUGAAACCAUGGUUACUAUCCACGUUCAUCAACGAGACAUUUUCGACAACAUUUACAAGUUAAAAGUUAAGUCAUUAUUGGAUUUUGAAUGGGCUUGCCAGACAAGGUUUUACUAUGAUGAAGAGACGGAUGAUAUAACUGUGAAAAUUACAGACGUCAUCUUUUUAUACCAAAACGAAUAUUUAGGAAUAACAGAGAGGCUGGCGAUCACCCCUUUAACUGACAGAUGUUACAUAACUUUGGCUCAGGCUAUUUGGAUUAAUAUGGGAGGAGCACCCGCUGGCCCUGCUGGAACAGGAAAGACAGAAACAGUCAAAGAUAUGGGAAGAACUCUGGGAAAAUUUGUAGUUGUAUUCAACUGCUCUGACCAAAUGGAUUUUAGAGGACUUGGUCGAAUUUUCAAGGGACUUGCUCAAUCAGGAACCUGGGGAUGCUUCGACGAAUUCAACAGAAUUGAGCUACCUGUGUUAUCAGUAGCUGCUCAACAGAUCUACAUAGUUUUAGAAGCAAGAAAAGCACGCAAGCCAUCGUUUAUCUUCAUGGAUGGAGACAACGUUAGUAUGAAUAUAGAGUUUGGUAUAUUCCUCACGAUGAAUCCUGGGUACGCAGGAAGACAAGAAUUGCCAGAGAAUCUGAAAAUUAUGUUCCGAAGUGUUGCUAUGAUGGUCCCUGAUAGACAGAUCAUCAUCAGAGUUAAACUAGCUUCCUGCGGCUUUAAAGAAAAUGUUCACUUGUCCAAGAAGUUCUUUACCUUGUAUCAGUUAUGUGAAGAACAACUUUCUAAACAGGUGCAUUAUGAUUUUGGCCUUCGAAAUAUUUUAUCAGUGUUGAGAACACUUGGAGCACAAAAGCGAGCAAAUCCAAAUGAAACUGAAGAAGUCGUAGUAAUGAGAGUUUUAAGAGAUAUGAAUUUGAGCAAACUAAUUGACGAAGAUGAACCUCUUUUCCUUUCCCUAAUAGAAGAUAUGUUCCCUGGUAUUAAACUAACUACAAAAGCUUGGAAAGACCUGCAAAAAGCUAUCACGCAUAUAUGCCAAGAGCUUGGUUUCGUCAAUUAUCCUUCGUGGAAUCUUAAGGUUGUGCAAUUGUAUGAAACCUCUUUGGUACGGCACGGACUAAUGGUUAUGGGUCCCACGGGUGCGGGAAAAACAAAAUGCAUGUUAACUCUAAUGAAGUCUAUGACAGAAAUGGGUAUGCCUCAUAGAGAACUUCGAAUGAAUCCGAAAGCAAUCACGGCUCCCCAAAUGUUUGGAAGAUUGGAUGUUGCCACGAACGACUGGACAGAUGGAAUCUUCUCAACUUUAUGGAGAAGAACUCUUAAAUUUAAGAAAACAGACUAUUGUUGGUUAAUUUUGGAUGGUCCUGUAGAUGCAGUAUGGAUAGAAAACCUAAACUCAGUUUUAGACGAUAACAAAACUUUAACUCUAGCCAAUGGCGACAGAAUAGUGAUGGCAAAUAACUGUAAAUUGGUAUUCGAACCGGACAAUGUUGAUAACGCAAGCCCAGCCACUGUAUCCCGAAUGGGUAUGGUAUUCAUGAGUUCUUCGGUCCUUCCUUGGUCACCGAUCUUAGAGGCUUGGUUGAAAACUAGAUCAGCGCAAGAAGCUGAUUCUAUCAGAAAUCAUUUUAACAGAUGCUAUGAUGACCUUCACGUUUUCGUGCAGACCAGAUUAAAAGCCAAGAUGUUUGUAAGGGAAGCUCUGUACGUAAGACAGUGUUACGAUGUUUUACAAGGGGUAUUAGAUAUCUUUGAAGAACCAAAAACAUGGAGUGAUAGACAAAUAGAACGAUUGGUACUAUUCUCAAUAAUGUGGUCCUUGGGAGCACUGUUAGAGUUAGACGACAGACAAAAACUUGAAGAAUUUGCUUUAACCCACCCGUCCAAAAUGGAUUGGCCAAAAGCUCAGGAAGGAGAAACCAUUUUUGAAUUUGUAGUUAAUCCAGACAAUGGAAGAUGGGAACACUGGAAAUCCAGAGUUGAACCCUUUGUAUAUCCUACAGAUACCGUGCUAGAAUUUACUUCGAUAUUGGUACCUAAUGUUGACAACGUUAGAACAGCCUUUUUAAUACAUACGAUAGCCAAACAGGGUAAAGCUGUAUUGCUAAUUGGUGAACCCGGAACUGCCAAAACCGUUAUGAUUAAGGGUUAUUGCUCAACUUUUGAUCCUGAAUAUAAACUGAACAAAUGCUUUAAUUUUUCUUCUGCUACUACUCCAAACAUGGUUCAGCGUAUCAUAGAAUCUUAUGUCGAUAAGAGAGUUGGUACAACCUACGGACCUCCUGCCGGAAAAACUUUAACCAUAUUUAUAGACGACAUUAAUAUGCCUGUAAUUAAUGAUUGGGGUGAUCAAAUCACAAACGAAAUCGUAAGACAGUGCAUGGAAACUGGAGGAUUCUAUAGUUUGGAUAAACCAGGCGAUUUUUCAGUAAUUGCUGACGUUAUGUUUCUGUCUGCUAUGAUUCAUCCUGGAGGUGGUAGAAAUGAUAUUCCCCACCGUCUCAAAAGGCAGUUUAGUAUAUUCAACUGUACACUGCCAAGUACUUCUGCUAUGGAUGUUAUAUUCAGUCAAAUUGCUUGCGGCUACUUUUGUCUAGAAAGGUUUAACGAAGAAAUGGCAGAGUUUAUUCCAAAGCUAGUACCACUUACGCGACAUGUAUGGCAGAAUACGAAGAAAAAAAUGUUACCCACUCCAGCCAAAUUCCAUUAUGUAUUUAAUCUACGAGAUCUUUCUAGAAUAUGGCAAGGAAUAUUGACAGUCCAAGUGCUUGAGUGUCCGACUAAGAAUAUGGCUCUUAAGCUCUGGAGACACGAGUGUACUAGAGUAAUUUCAGAUAGGUUUACUGAAGCAGCUGACCGUGAAUGGUUUACAAAAGCUCUUAAAACUGAAGCCGAACAAGAACUCGGUGAUGACUUCGACUUUUAUCCAGAGGAAGAAACAUUCUGGGUUGAUUUCCUUCGCGAGCCACCCGAGGCUACAGGUGAUGAGCCUGAAGAUUUCUGUUUUGAUGCUCCUAAGAUAUACGAAGAAGUCCCUAGCUGGGAGUUUCUUAAAGAAAAACUGCUGGCUUUUAUGGAAGCCUAUAACGAAGCAAUUCGUGGUGGCCAGAUGGACAUGGUCUUUUUCCAAGAUGCCAUGAUACAUCUGAUGAUAAUCUCGAGAAUAAUACGAACUCCAAGAGGCAAUGCUUUUCUUGUUGGUGUUGGUGGGUCUGGAAAACAAAGUCUGACCCGUUUGGCAUCGUUUAUGGCAAACUAUCAGAGUUUUCAAAUACAACUAACUAGAUCAUACAACGUAGGAAACUUAAUGGAUGACAUGAGAAUCCUCUAUCGCAAGGCUGGUCAAGAAGGAGUCGGAAUGACUUUUAUCUUCACGGAUAACGAAAUUAAAGAAGAGACAUUUUUGGAAAGCGUAAAUAAUAUCUUAAGUUCAGGAGAGAUAGCCAAUCUGUUCGCCAAAGAUGAACUGGAUGAGAUUCAAUCCGAACUUAUUCCAGUCAUGAAGAAAAUUGCCCCAAAAAGACCCCCUACUAUAGAGAAUCUUUAUGAUUUCUUUAUUACUAGGGCUAGAACAAAUUUACAUGUAACGUUAUGUUUUUCACCGGUAGGAGAAAAAUUCCGCAGCAGAGCACUAAAAUUCCCUGGACUAAUAUCAGGAUGUACGAUAGAUUGGUUUGACAAGUGGCCAGAGGAUGCUCUUAUAGAAGUAUCAUCACAUUUUCUUGAAAAAUAUAAUAUGGUAGCUACCGCAGAUGUGAAACACGAGCUUAUAGGAAUCAUGGCUGAGAUACAAGAUGGCGUUAGUAUUUUCUGCGACCAAUAUUUCGACAGAUUCCGGAGAAGAACUUAUGUCACACCAAAAACUUUUAUAUCAUUUUUGGGAGCAUACAAAGUCUUGUACAAAAUCAAACUGGAUGAAAUUGGGGUGAUGGCUCAAAGAAUGAAAACAGGUCUUAAGAAGUUAGUAGAAGCAGCUGCAAGCGUGGAUGAGCUACGUAAAGAAUUGGCUGUGAAAGAGGUCGAAAUGAUUGCGGCUACUGAAAAAGCGGAAGCAGUCUUAGAAGACGUCAUGGAAGCGUCAGAAGUAGCCAACAAAAUUAAAGAAGAAGCCUUGGUUGUUAAAGAUAGGGCUGAAAAUCUUGUAGGGUUAAUUAGUGUGGAUCAGAAAGAAGCUGAAAGCAAAUUAAUGGCAGCCAAGCCUGCCCUGGACGCUGCUGAAGCAGCUUUAUUGACAAUCAAAGCUGCUGAUAUUGCUACAGUAAGAAAAUUAGGAAAGCCUCCGUAUUUGAUUCUGCUUAUUAUGGAUGCUGUCCUUAUUUAUUUUAAAAGAAAGUUAGAACCGGUCAAACCAGAUCCUGAACGAAAUUUCUUGGUACCAUCCUGGUCUGAAUCUCUCAAGGUAAUGGCGGAAGCAAACUUCUUAAAGAGGCUACAAGAUUAUCCAAAGGACACGAUCAAUGCGGAAAUAGUAGAUCUAUUAACACCAUAUUUUAGCUAUCCCAUCUACACGUUCGAAGCUGCCAAGACUGCUUGUGGUAAUGUAGCUGGUUUGAUAUCAUGGACUUUGGCAAUGGCGUCCUUUUUCGAUGUCAAUCGAGAAGUGCUGCCGUUAAAGGCAAAUUUGGCCAUUCAACAGGCCAAACUCUCAAGGGCCGAAGAAGAGUUGGGAGCUGCUAUGGAAUUGUUAAGAACAAAGGAGGAGGAAGUAAGGGGAUGUCAAGAGCAGUAUGAAGAAGCUAUGACUUUUAAACAGAAAAUCUUUGACGAAGCAAUGAAAGUAAAGAACAAGAUGGAUGCCGCAACCGCACUCAUAGAUGGUUUAUCCGGCGAAAGAAUAAGAUGGACCGAGCAAUUAGCCCAGUUUAAGGCUGAGACAGAGCGAUUGGUUGGAGAUGUCGUUUUACUAACAGGUUUCUUAGGCUACACUGGACCAUUUAACCAAGAGUUCAGACAACUGAUGCAGCAAGCCUGGUUGGACGCACUCAUCAGACGAAAAAUGCCUGUUACUUUGAGUCUUAAUAUAAUUGAUAGUUUAACCGAUUCGGCAACGAUUGGAGAGUGGAAUCUUCAAGGUUUGCCCAAUGACGACUUGUCAGUACAAAAUGGAAUAAUUGUAACGUCGGCUUCACGAUAUCCAUUAUUGAUAGAUCCACAGAGCCAGGGUAAAUUCUGGGUCAAAGAGAAGGAAAAGGAAAAUAGCUUAAUCGUUACGACACUGACUCAUAAAUAUUUUAGGAAUCACCUAGAAGAUGCAGUAUCACUGGGAUAUCCGAUAAUCAUAGAAGAUAUAGCGGAGGAAUUGGAUCCAGUUUUGGACAAUGUAUUGGAAAAGAAUUUUAUCAAAGUUGGCACGACGCUGAAAGUGAAACUAGGAGAUAAAGAAGUUGACUUUAAUAGCGGAUUUAGACUUUAUAUAACUACUAGAUUGGCCAAUCCAAAAUACACGCCUGAGGUAUUUGCCAAAGCAUCCAUUAUUGAUUUUACUGUCACCAUGAAAGGACUAGAAGAUCAGUUACUUGGUAGAGUAAUUCUAACAGAAAAGAAAGAACUUGAACAGGAACGAACCAAUCUCAUCAAGGAUGUAACAGCAAACAAGAGAAAGAUGCUAGAACUCGAACAAAAUCUACUUUACAAAUUGACAACUACACAAGGUUCUUUGCUAGAUGAUGAAUCGGUCAUAAUAGUAUUAAACACAACAAAGAGUACUGCUAAUGAAGUCAAGGAAAAGUUAAUGAUAGCUAAAGAAACAGAAAUAAAAAUAAAUGUAGCGCGCGAAGAGUUUAGACCAAUAGCAGCUAGAGGAAGUGUACUAUACUUCCUGGUAGUCUCUAUGGCUAUGGUGAAUUAUAUGUACCAAACCUCUUUAGUGCAAUUUUUAGAACGAUUUGAUCUAUCAAUGUACAGAUCUGAAAAGUCUCCUAUAAUAUCCAGACGUAUCGUCAAUAUUAUAGACUACCUAACAUAUGAAAUAUUUAAAUAUAAAAGCAGAGGACUAUACGAAGAACACAAAUAUAUGUUCGUUCUCCUUAUGUGUCUAAGAAUAGAUCUAGAAAGAGAGACAAUUACACACGAAGAAUUCCAAAAUUUCAUCAAAGGCGGCGCUGCGUUGGAUCUGAAUGCUUGUCCAGCGAAACCAGCUAAAUGGAUCACGGAUUCAACUUGGUUGAACUUGGUGGCAUUAUCCAAGUUAAGACAUUUUCAAUACAUUGUACAGCAGGUAACUGGAAAUGACAGACAAUGGAAAAUAUGGUUUGAUAAAGACGCACCAGAGGAAUCUGUUAUACCCGAUGGUUACAAUAGUCUUGAUACCUUUAGAAAAUUAUUAAUGAUUAGAGCCUGGUGCCCUGACAGAACAGUCACUCAAAGCCGAAAAUACAUAUCCAAUUCUCUUGGACAGAAAUUCGCGGAACCGGUCAUCCUGAACAUGGAGACCUUAUUUUACGAAUCAAGACCACUCACGCCGAUAAUAUGCUUCCUGAGUAUUGGUUCCGAUCCUACUCCAUAUAUAGAACAACUCGCCAGGAGAUUGGAAUUGAAAGUCAGGUCGAUUUCGAUGGGACAGGGGCAAGAAGUUCAUGCAAGGAAACUGAUGACCCUGGCUAUGUCCGAAGGUUUUUGGGCGUUACUUCAGAACUGCCAUUUAUCCCUUGACUACAUGAAUGAGGUACUUGUACAGUUUCUUGAACUUGAGAAGGGUAUUGGAAACACACAUCCAGAUUUCCGACUAUGGAUCACCACCGAAGUCCACGAAAGUUUCCCGAUCAGUUUACUUCAGAUUUGCAUAAAAUUCACCAAUGAGCCACCUUCCGGCAUUCGAGCUGGAUUGAUGAGAACCUAUACUUCAAUGAACCAAGAUUUAUUGGACUAUUCCGAUGCAUGGCAGUAUAUUCCGUUGGUUUAUGCCAUUUCAUUCCUGCACACCGUGGUUCAGGAGAGACGAAAGUUUGGACCCUUGGGCUGGAACAUUCCGUAUGAAUUUAAUUCAGCUGACUGGUUGUCUAGUGUGUUAUUUGUUCAAAAUCACUUGGAUGAUCUUGAUCCAAAAAGAGGAAUUAACUGGCAGACCUUAAGGUACAUGUUGGGUGAAGUCCAUUAUGGAGGCAGAGUGACAGACGAUUUCGAUAAACGUCUCUUAAACACAUUUUGUAAAGUAUGGUUUAGCGAGUUAAUAUUUGUCGAAGACUUUAUGUUCUACAAAGGAUACAAAAUUGUCAAAUACAAAUCAGUCACAGACUAUAUUGCUCAUAUAGAUGGAUUUGCCCCCACGGAUCCACCACAGGCGUAUGGACUGCAUUCUAAUGCAGAUAUUACAUACCAAACGAAUACAACAAUUGCAAUGUUUGACUAUAUGUUAGCGAUACAACCGAAAGAAUCAGGAGGAACAGGUGGCGAGUCCCGUGAAUCAGUUGUACAAAGGCUGGCAAAGGAAAUGCUGACAAAAUUACCGAACAACUACGAUCCAUUCGAAGUUAAAGACAGAUUAAAAAUUAUGGGUCAAUUAAACCCGUUAAAUAUAUUCUUAAGACAAGAAAUUGACAGAAUGCAGAAAGUAAUUACGAUUGUAAGGUCUACAUUGAGAGAUCUACUCUUAGCCAUAGAAGGCACAAUCAUUAUGAGCGAGGCUCUUGGAGACGCAUUAGACAUGAUUUACGAUGCCAAAGUUCCUUCUAUUUGGCUACGACCAUCAUGGGUAGCCAGUACCUUAGGUUUCUGGUUUACUGAACUAAUAGAACGAGAUAACCAAUUCCGGACAUGGUGCUUUACUGGCAGACCAGCAUGUUUUUGGAUGGCCGGCUUCUUUAAUCCUCAAGGAUUUCUAACCGCAAUGAAGCAGGAAGUAGCAAGGGCUCAUAAAGGAUGGGCUUUAGAUAAUGUUAAAUUAUUUAAUGAAGUUACCAAAUUAAAUCGAGAAGAAAUAUUGCAAGGACCAGUGGAAGGUGUCUUCGUCUAUGGACUCUUCUUAGAUGGAGCUGGUUGGGAUAAAAAACAUUCUCGUCUAGCCGAAUCUAUCAAUAAAGUGCUAUAUACACUAGUGCCAGUGGUCCAUAUUUAUGCAUUAUACAAUGUCGAGAUUAAAACAACCACCCUUUAUGUAUGCCCAGUAUACAAGAAAGCAAGACGGACAGGUCUAAAUUACAUAACAAUUUUGUACUUAAACACAGCCAAACCACCUGAACACUGGUGCCUGCGUGGUGUAGCUCUCCUAUGCGAUGUCCAGUAGUUUUAGAUAGACUUGUGAAAGAACAAUAUUUAUUAAUAAACUAUUUUAAUGUUG
Molecule: messenger RNA, 13916 nt
Organism: Diabrotica virgifera virgifera (western corn rootworm)
Lineage: Eukaryota; Metazoa; Arthropoda; Insecta; Coleoptera; Chrysomelidae
Gene: kl-3
Product: dynein axonemal heavy chain 8
Exons: 67
Coding region: 42-13862 (4606 amino acids)
Biological process (GO): microtubule-based movement
Cellular component (GO): dynein complex
Molecular function (GO): ATP binding; ATP hydrolysis activity; dynein light intermediate chain binding
Source: RefSeq, a predicted model, not a curated record